Messenger RNA from Sarcophilus harrisii (Tasmanian devil), 2343 nucleotides. RefSeq names its product methyltransferase like 21A (gene METTL21A). Gene Ontology annotation, biological process: peptidyl-lysine methylation. Lineage: Eukaryota; Metazoa; Chordata; Mammalia; Dasyuromorphia; Dasyuridae. The record is from RefSeq and is a predicted model, not a curated record. The transcript is spliced from 7 exons. Gene Ontology annotation, cellular component: cytosol; cytoplasm. Gene Ontology annotation, molecular function: protein-lysine N-methyltransferase activity. The coding region runs from base 952 to 1605 and encodes 217 amino acids.
UGCCCCUGCCCCUCCCCAUCUCCGUUUCCUUUCCCAGACCUAGCCUAGCCAGUCCCAGCGUUGGUCUAUUAAUCCUAGAGUUCCUGAAGGCGUUCCCAUCCAACGGGAACCGAGAAAUCCAGUAAUCUACUCGGUCCCUCAACCAGGAGGCCCUCAAAGCGGGAAAAAAAAAACCACCCCCCAAUUCAUAACUUACCUCCUCAGAGACGAGCUCCAUCCAGGCUCAUCCAGAAGCUAGGAAGGGGGCAUCCUCCGGGGGGCGCACUCUGGGAAACGUGCAUCUGCCGGCUUAGCUCCUAACUUGGUACCCAGCUUACUCCAGACCGUUCAUUCCCAGCCUCCUCUGACUCUCCCCUCUCCCUUGGGCCCCUCGGGAGCCAAUCACUCCCGACUUUGUUCCCUGCCUGGGAGCGCCUCUCUUCUGAAGUCGCUUCUCCAGCCUCGACUAGACUCGGGGGCAUCGCACAAAAUGGGCACAGGUUCUCAUCCAAAACCCAGCGGGGAAGUGACCGAGGCAAACAGAGUUGUUCUGAAGGUUGCAAGUAGGACCGUGGGUUUAAGAAGGAAUGACAAGCCCAGUUGCUCUUAGCUCCUCUUAAAGGAUAUUUUUAAAGAAAAUAAUGGGGGAAAAGGGAAAGAUGACAGAAGAAACAGCAUCCAAUCAUCGAAGGAAGAAUUUAGGUUAAUACAUACAAAGAACAAUUUCACAACAGUGAAAAGUUGUUAAACAUGGAAAUAGGUCAAGUGGCCAAGACCAGCUUCUUAUUAUGAAAAACUUCAUGAAUUAAGGAUAUAGAGAUCAUGGGGAUCCUACAGUGGAAGGAACCUUCAGAAGGUCUGCUUCAAUCCUUCUCUUUUACCAGUGUUGAUUGACAGUCAGGAAGGAGAAAACCCUCAGAUGAGGAACCUCCCUCUUGCCAACAUAGAUCCUCUCCAUGGACUAAAGACAAAAUGGCCCUGGUCCCCUACGACGCGGAAGGAUUAGGGAUACAGAAGUUCUAUAAACCUCUGACCACCUAUAAGUUUGUGAAUCACACCAUCCAGAUCAAGCAGGACUGGAAGCAGCUGGGGGUGGCAGCCGUCGUAUGGGAUGCGGCUAUUGUUCUCUGUACUUACCUGGAGAUGGGAGCUUUGAAUCUUCAAGGCUGCUCUGCAGUUGAGCUAGGAGCUGGGACAGGAUUAGUGGGUAUUGUGGCUGCUUUGUUGGGUGCUCAUGUGACCAUCACAGAUCGGAAAAUAGCGUUAGAUUUUCUCAAGUCCAACGUUCAAGCCAAUUUGCCUCAAGAUAUACAACCAAAAGCUGUGGUCAAGGAGUUGACUUGGGGGCAAAAUUUGGGGAACUUCUCAUCUGGCAAGUUCGACCUGAUCCUGGGGGCUGACAUCAUAUACUUGGAAGAGACUUUUGCAGACCUCCUUCAAACCCUGGAACAUCUCUGCAGCGACCAUUCUGUAAUCCUUCUGUCCUGCCGCAUCCGCUAUGAACGGGAUCAGAACUUCUUAAAGAUGUUGGGAAACCAUUUCACUGUUCAUGAGGUUCACUAUGAUCUUGAGAAAGAUGUACACGUAUAUAAAGCUCACAGGAGAAACCACAAGGAAGACUUAUAAAAUAUAAUCAGAAGUACUUGCUUAUAGACAUCCUGUAAAAUUUAUUGUGUCAUAUUUCAUUAGGUGAACACCAGAUGAUGAAUCUGAUAUUGUGGUAUCGUAUGUACUCUCUGUUAUCACUGUUGAGCCAAAUAUCUUAUCCGACAAUAUCUUCUCAGGCACAUGAAAGGCAAAGAAUGGAGCAGUGAUCUUGUGAUGAAAUGCUCCUGUGGAUAGAUGCUCGGCCUCAUCUGGAUCUUGGUUAGGGAGAGGUCUUGGACCUAGGAGUUGAAUGAUGAAUUAUAAUUUAGUGAACAUAUGAUUGAUGACUUCAGUGCUUAUGACUUCCAGGGAAGGAAAUUUCCUCUGCCAAUAUAGUUCAGCACCUUCCCUGAAACUUACUGUGUUAAAAGAGUGCCUUAGGAAACUGAGAAAGGAAGUGAUUGGACCAAUGAGUCACAGCUCCACUUGGCUUUUGGGACAGCUCCCUCCAAGCUGCCUCUCCUGUGGAAGUGGAAAAACUGAAUUAUACAAAUGACUUAGAAUUCUUUGACAAAGUUUCGUGUUUAAUAGAGUUUUCAGAAUGUGAAAAGAAAUUUGUAUAUUCCUUCUUGUCUUUGUUGUCUCUCUGUGAUUUCUACUUUUGUCUGGUGGCUGCAAUUUGUAAUUGGGACAUAUACUUUUAUGGCUCCUAAUUUCUAAAUUCAUUUGCAUAAAAAUACAAUAAAAUGAUUAAAAUUAAAUAUUUUAAGUAUUUUG